UAUCAUGACCCAAAUAUCAUACUCGAUUUUUCGCUAACAUUGAAUCUAGUUGGGUGAUUUCGGGCUUUGUACCGAGUGGGAUGAGGAGGUAAGUCCUGCGUAGAUACUCCUUUCAUUGUUCUAGCCUCUUGAGAACAAAUGUGUAUACCGAGUUCCAUAACCUAAGAGACCAAUUACUUACCGUUCGAAAAAAUGAUAGUGGACCGACGAAGAGUAUGUUAUCAAACAAGUACUUAAACAUCGACAUGUUUCUGAUGGUCUACUUUAGGAAGCUCGCCUCCGCCAAUGUUGGAAAACCGGGAUACCAAGCACCUGUAAGCCAUCUUUUUGAAAGUAGUCAGAGAAGACGAAAUAUUGUGUGAACGCUAAAUAUCAACAUAGGAGCAACGCGACGAAAGGUGGAUCUUAGACGACUAUGCAUUCGGAGAUCAUACUAAUGUAUGGAACGCGGGAUACGUACGUCUGGCCAACUCUGGCCAACAAACCUACAGUCUGCGUUAACAAGAAUGGAUACUAAACCCAUUUCACAGCUUAUGUUCAACACGAUGACCUUCUACUUCACGGACGACCCAGAUUGGAAACCACGAGACUGUGUCGUGCAGGGUGAAGGAGACCACUACGAAAUCGUCAACACGUGGGCUCCCUAUCUCGUCGGCUUUAGUGUUUACGCCGAAUUCCAAAAGUACGAGAUCGAACUGCGCUCGUUGGUAGCCCGGUGCAUGGCGGACAAUCCCGCAGACCGGCCGACCCUGGGUGAGCUCAUCGAGACUAUCGAAGAGAACAUGAGGCGCGGAGACGAGGAUGCGGACGAGGAGUUUAGAAGGUGGGAAGAGAUAAGGCGCAUAGAUCCGAGAGCGCAGAAGCCGCCCGUGGAUGUCAGGAGACCUCCUGCGGCUGAGACCAAUGACCUGCUAAAAAGAUGGGCUCAGGAAUAUAUCUACCAGCCGAUUAACCGGCAGGAUCCAUAUGAAGACUUGUGGAAUACGAGUGUUUAGACUGCCGGGGAUAGUUGAAAAUGCAUACUUAGAUCACAUGGCAUGAGGGUCUUUUGUUUUGGGUUACUCGUUAGCCGGAAUUAGAGAGUACGUGCAUAUGUAAACUCCGUUGACAUAUUCUGCCUUUUGGAAAUGUAACUAUUGCUCAGAAUAAGGCUGGAGCGAGUUGAAAAGGAUUGAUAUAUAGAUCAAAUCGAGUAUUUCCGGAAUUUAUAUGCCAGUUCUCGAAGAAUUGGGGGGAAAAGCUCUAGAAUUGAAGCAGG
Molecule: messenger RNA, 1258 nt
Organism: Annulohypoxylon truncatum
Lineage: Eukaryota; Fungi; Ascomycota; Sordariomycetes; Xylariales; Hypoxylaceae
Exons: 1
Coding region: 441-995 (184 amino acids)
Source: RefSeq, a predicted model, not a curated record